Cetraspora pellucida is the source of this 276-nucleotide messenger RNA. The record is from the annotation of a GenBank genome assembly. NCBI's taxonomy places the organism in Eukaryota, Fungi, Glomeromycota, Glomeromycetes, Diversisporales, Gigasporaceae.
AUGUUGAGCGAUCUUGUCGAACAAGGAGAACUGUAUGUCUGCCUGAAGUGGGGUUCAUCUAUGGAUGUAGGCGAACUGUAUGUCUGCCUGAAGUGGGGUUCAUCUACGGAUGUAGCUUUGAAACGAGUGGAGGACGAAAUUCCAGAAACAGCCGAUUAUGGCAGUAACGAACAACAUCAAACAUCACAAACUUCAUGGAAAAUAAUCCGUCUCAACAAAGUUGUACUUAAACUUAAUAUAUUAGUAUGUGGAGAGAAUUGGUAUGGUAAAUAUUAG